UGAGGCGAUCGUGCCGGCCUCAACUCGCGCGACGACGGUGUCGCAGGCGAUUCCCUUUCUCCCUCCAUCAAUCCCUCUCCCACCUUAUAAGACUUCCCACAAGAUGACCAAGGAAGAGGGCGACGACAUUUCUCCUACCAUCAAACCCUCUCCAUCAAGAUCAAGAACAAGACCGAGAGGCGCACCCAGUUUCGCCAUCGACACCUUAGGGUUGUUCCCGUGCCGUCCGCGAUGGCGUCCAGCGCCCACUCCCGGGGAUCGGUACGCACCGAGCGACAGGUUCCUCCCGCGAGGGGCAACGGCGGAGGGAACCCUCCGGCUCGCUCCAGAUUCUGGAAGAGUACGUGUAGCCGUUAGAGUUAGACCUAAGACCACUGAGGAAAAUGAUCUGGACUUUACGGAUUGUGUUGAGCUACAGCCAGAGUUGAGGAGACUUAAAUUGAAAAAAAAUAAUUGGAGUUCUGAGUCCUAUAGAUUUGAUGAGGUUUUUACAGAAAGUGCUUCUCAAAGGCGUGUUUAUGAAGCUGUUGCAAAGCCUGUAGUGGAGAGUGUUUUAGAUGGGUAUAAUGGGACUGUGAUGGCUUACGGUCAAACAGGCACUGGUAAAACUUACACAGUUGGUCGACUUGGGAAAGAUGACCCAUCUGAACGUGGUAUUAUGGUUAGAGCUUUGGAGGAUAUUUUUGCUAAUAUAUCUCCUGGCUCUGAUAUCAUGGCGAUUUCCUACUUGCAGUUGUACCUAGAAACCAUACAAGAUCUGCUGGCACCAGAGAAAACUAACAUCCCUGUAGUUGAGGAUCCAAAGACUGGUGAGGUGUCCCUGCCUGGUUCUGCAAUUGUUCAGAUAAAAGAUCUUAAUCAAUUCUUGGAGCUGUUGCAAGUUGGUGAAGCAAACCGCCAUGCUGCGAAUACUAAGCUAAAUACUGAAUCAUCUCGAAGUCAUGCAGUACUAGUGGUCCAUAUUAAUAGAUCUUUGGAAGGAAAAAAGGAAAAUGAUGCCUCCUCCCUGGCUAAUGUUACAAAUAGUGAGCUAUCUUCUCACCAUUUACCACAUCUUUUGAAAAGCAAGUUGCUGAUUGUUGACCUUGCAGGAUCAGAAAGAAUAGAUAAAUCAGGCAUUGAAGGCCACAUGAUUGAGGAGACUAAAUUUAUUAAUCUUUCGCUGACUUCCUUGGGGAAAUGCAUUAAUGCACUAGCUGAGAACAGUCCUUAUAUACCAACAAGAGAGUCCAAGCUCACGAGGUUGCUUCGUGAUUCAUUUGGAGGCACUGCACGGACAUCUCUCAUAGUUACGGUUGGUCCAUCAGCACGAUACUAUUCUGAAACAGCAAGUACAAUAAUGUUUGGACAGAGGGCAAUGAAAGUAGUUAAUGCUGUCAAACUAAAAGAGGAAGUUGAUUAUGAGAGUCUUUGUAGAAAGCUUGAGUACCAUGUGGACUAUUUAACAUCAGAGACCGAUAGACAGCAAAAGCUUAGAGAAAAUGAGAAAGAGCAGUUGGAGAAAAAAUUGAAAGAGAAAGAAGCAUUCUUAGUUGAAACAGAAAAGAAAAUUUCUGUUAAAUGUGAGCAUUUGGAGAAAGAAAGAAAUCAUUUGGUAUUAGAGACCCAAAGUUUAUUGAAGGCAUUGAACAUUCAGAAGAGCGAAAAGGAUAAAUUGUCUCAAGAAGUUGGCCAUCUUGAAAUAUCAUUAAAACAAGCCAAGCAACAGGAGCUUGAAAAUUUAAAUUAUCAGAAGGUACUUGCAGAGACGACACAGAUGUAUGAGAAGAAAAUAGCACAGUUAAUUAAACAGCAAGAAGAUGAAUCCUCUCGUUGUGCAGAUUUAGAAGAACAGUUGUCUGGGAUGAAGAAUUAUCCGAGUGGUAAUAAAAAGUCAGUUCAGAUGCAGGAGAAAGAGAUUGAUGAGCUUAAAGGGGAAAUCUUAAAGUUGAAUGAAGAUGCUGCAAGUACAAUUCAGUCCCUAAGAGCAAGGAACAACGAACUUUCGCUAGAAAAGGAGUUGUUGAAUGGAGAGCUUAAAACUUUGAAAGACAAACUGCUAUAUGAAGAAAGGAAAAGAAGGUGCCUUGAAGAUGAAAUUAUCAUAUUGAAAAAUGCCUUGAAUGAUGACAAUGCAGAGUAUGAGUCUAAAAGGCCAUAUAAGGGAGAUAUUACAACUAAAUCAACGUUGUCACUUGGAGGUCCUGCAAAUAUUCCCAAGUCCAACAGGUCAAGGGAGACCAUAUCUGGUCAAAAGGACACUAUCUCCAAAAUAUUUGAGGAAGUUGGUCUAUCAAAUAUAUUAGCCUUAUUGAAGUCUGAGGACUUGGAUGUGCAAAUUCAUGCAGUAAAGGUAGUAGCUAAUCUUGCUGCUGAAGAUGUAAAUCAGGAAAGGAUCGUUGCGGAAGGAGGCCUGGAUACUCUUCUUCUGCUUCUUGAAUCAUCGGAAGAUGCAAAUAUUCAUCGAGUCACUGCUGGUGCUAUAGCUAACUUGGCUAUGAACAGUUCUAAUCAAGGCUUAAUAAUGGGUAAAGGAGGUGCACGGGUACUAGCAAAUAUCGCUUCAAAAACUGAAGAUCCUCAAACACUUCGAAUGAUUGCUGGAGCAAUUGCUAAUUUAUGUGGGAAUGAAAAGUUACAUGUGACAUUGAAAAAGGAUGGUGGUCUCAAAGCACUUUUGGGAAUGGUGCAGUGUGGACAUAGCGAUGUCAUAGCUCAGGUUGCCCGAGGGUUUGCAAAUUUUGCAAAAUGUGAAUCACGAGGACAUAGAAAGGGAAGGUCUCUUCUUAUUGAAGAUGGAGUAUUAAAUUGGAUGGCCACUAGCUCUGCUACAUUUUCAGCUUCAACAAGACGGCAUAUUGAACUUGCAUUCUGUCAUUUAGCUCAAAAUGAGGAUAAUACACUAGAGAUCAUAAGGAGCGGAGGGAUCAAGGAGCUUAUUCGCAUAUCACGAGAGUCCUCUAGAGAAGAUACUCGCAACCUCGCAAUGAAAGCAUUGGAUUCAAACCCAGCAUUUUCUACUGAGAUUCAUGCAACAUAAAAUAAAAAAGAGGAUGCAACAUCAAAAGUUUUCCUUCAUUCUUUCAUACAACAAUAUCAUUAUAGGAGCAUCAGCACCCAAUCUAUAUAACUUGUUUUGGGUCUUAGAACGUGUAUUGUAUAUGUAAAGAAAAAGAACUGAAACACGGAAAUGAUGCCAUGUUAUCUAUGCAACAUGUUAAAAGAUUGCUGGAUCAUGCUACAAUCUUUUUAUGGGAGCAUCAGCAUCCAAUUUAAAACUUA
This is a messenger RNA of Musa acuminata subsp. malaccensis (wild Malaysian banana), 3261 nucleotides long. NCBI's taxonomy places the organism in Eukaryota, Viridiplantae, Streptophyta, Magnoliopsida, Zingiberales, Musaceae. The record is from RefSeq and is a predicted model, not a curated record.